Tricharina praecox is the source of this 1232-nucleotide messenger RNA. RefSeq lists its product as uncharacterized. The coding region runs from base 152 to 823 and encodes 223 amino acids. Lineage: Eukaryota; Fungi; Ascomycota; Pezizomycetes; Pezizales; Pyronemataceae. The record is from RefSeq and is a predicted model, not a curated record. The transcript has 3 exons.
CGACGAGCUCGAGCUUGAGGGCGGUAAAGUGCGCUCAAGGCGGCCGCCAACACGGCUGCCCCCCCCUCCCUCUCCGGACGCACCCACCCAAGUGCUUAAUGCACCCGCCGAGGGAGGAGUUGCGGGGAGCGGUGAGACCGUGAGAGGCGGUAUGCAUCGACCUAUGUGUUAUGUCGGGCAGACCCGAUGCGAUCGCCUCAACGUUGAAAUGUUCUCUGUUACUGCUUUUCUGUUCGUCUUGUUGGUCCGUUUCGUGUUCAACACAUCAGUCAUUACUCAACACCACAGAUAUCCGCAGAAGUUCAUAGACCUCUUUCUUUUCUUGUUCUCAAUCGAAUCGCGUUCUACAUUUGCUCGUACCUGUCGAGGGUCUCUCACUACAUCUUACCUCCCUACAUCUUACCUCCCUACAUCUUACCUCCCUACAUCUUACCUCCCUACAUCUUACCUCCCUACAUCUUACCUCCCUACAUCUUACCUCGGACGAACGAAGAUCGCUCGCUACACGCGGUGGCGCCUCGAGCGAAAACAACUAGCGGUUCUUGCAGUUAUCCACUGGCAAGUUGUUGCAAGAAUCGCCGUCAUUCCGCAGGCCGCAGAGGGGGGAAAGAUAUGUACCUCAUGGUUCCAUCCGGACUCCCGCCGGAACAUACCACGGAGGGGUGCGCGGGAACAUCAUAUAGCACCUACCUUGCCCUCUAUUGGAAGCAUGCUGGAAAGAACAGAUCCCCUGAUCCCCACUCGUCGCUGCAGAGAAAGCUGCCCCUUCGAACGGCUCCCAAGCAGUCACCACUUGAUCGGGGACAUAGGCCGCAAGCGUUGAUGGGCCACCAUCAUCCUUCGCACCAACAGCCGGUCGCCGAAAGGUUUUUACAUACAUAAAUUCUGCAACCCGCCUGCAAGUCUGCAGCUCAGCUUACGUGCAGGGAUGUACUAGUUUCCUUCUACCAUCAUUCUAGAAGUAAGAUUAAAGUGUGAAUUUGGGCCGCUUAUCUCGGCCAGGGUUCGGCGCACCACCAGCAACCACCACAAGUCAGCACAUCCUUCUAUUGGGAACUUCUAGAACAAUGCCAGCCAAUCAGCGGCGACAGGACCGCCCUCGGAGACAAGUCCGUCGAACGAGAGGGAGUUGGUUGGUUGCUAGCAGCUGCUUCCCUCCCGCUGGCGACUGUUGCACCUCGAUCGCCAGUACCUUGUUUCUAUGCUGGCUAUGAUACAUACCCAAGUCAGUA